Rasamsonia emersonii CBS 393.64 is the source of this 807-nucleotide messenger RNA. RefSeq lists its product as uncharacterized. NCBI's taxonomy places the organism in Eukaryota, Fungi, Ascomycota, Eurotiomycetes, Eurotiales, Trichocomaceae. The record is from RefSeq and is a predicted model, not a curated record. Bases 1 to 807 code for a protein of 268 amino acids. The transcript is spliced from 7 exons.
AUGUCCUCAAACCCCACCGAUAAUAACAACAAUAAUAACAGCAAUAAUGACAAUAAUAACGACAACGUCUUUACCACCGAACUAGGCCAUAUAACCAUCGAGCCCGACGACGGGGAAUCCUACUCUGGGAAGGUUCCCACCCACCGCCAACGCGCCAUCCAAACCAUUCUCCAAAACACGCCCCACGAGCCCGAGCAGAUCGAUGCCCUUGCCGCGGAGUACGGCUGGUUUCGCGGCGAUCCUGCCGGGGCGACAUAUGCGACUAACAAGCUCGUUGAGCUGGUCCGGGCACUGAAAGACCACCCUGAUCCUCCAGCACCACCUUCACCGCCGGAAAGUUGGAUCUGGUCUUCGGGUACUCUUUGGAGUGAGUUGCUUCUUCUCGGCCCCGAGGCGAGGGAAUGCUGGAAUGAUGCGCCAAGGUGCGAUGACGACGAUGGCGAGAUUCCUCUGCCAGAGAUCCACGCUUGGACGAAUGUUAAUGCUUUCGUUGCGCGUCUUGUGAAAGAGGAUGUUGCCCCCCUGCUCUGGGUCCAUGGGAGGUCUACGACGCAGCUAGAUGCCUAUGUCCCCGCAGCAGCAGUAUGGAUCCUCAUCGCGGGAAAAGAGCUGUGGGAGGGGGAAAGGAAUGAUCCUUAUCGAUCAUCGGAGGAGGCUGGCAAGAUAUGGCAAGUAAACUAUACGGACUAUACUAUUAUCGUAUUCGAGGCCUAUAUUCUAAAUACUCAUUCCUUACUUAUGAGAAAUAGAAAUAGAAAUACGAUACUUCGAUUCCAUUCCAUUCUGUGCGAAACGAAUCUGAUCUGA